AUGUUGAGUUCAACAGAGUUGCUGGAGGAUGACGGUGAGCGCAGCAUUCUGCCAGAGGCUGUGAGGAAGCACCGAGCCCGUGAGUGGGCCCAUGAGGAUAGCUGGGACGUGUCUGGGUUCGAUGCGGAGAUUCCGGAUCCUGCCCUUCGAUUCCCGUUCGAGCUGGAUCCGUUUCAGAAGCGCGCCGUCCGCAGGGUGGAGAGGAGUGAGCAUGUCAUGGUUGCAGCGCACACCUCUGCCGGUAAGACAGUCGUGGCGGAGUAUGCGGUGGCCCAUGCGUUGCAGUUGGGAAUGCGAGCCAUCUACACAUCCCCGAUCAAGGCCUUGUCCAACCAGAAGUUUCAGGAGUUCACCCGUCGUUUCGAGGGCUUGUGCUCGGGCUCGGUGGGCAUUGUCACGGGGGACGUGGCGGUGAACCCGGAGGCCAGCUGUGUCAUCAUGACCACGGAGAUUCUCCGAUCGAUGCUCUAUCGUGGUGACAAGGGGCUCAACCAGGUGAAGUGGGUCAUCUUUGAUGAGGUGCACUACGUCAACGACGCUGAUCGCGGUGUGGUGUGGGAGGAGGUGAUCAUCCUACUACCACCAGAGGUGUCGAUUGUGAUGCUCUCAGCCACGGUCCCGAACUACCGGGACUUUGCUGGCUGGGUCGGCAGGACCAAGAGGAGUCCUGUGUACACUGUACAUACAACUUAUCGACCAACACCGCUGCGACACUUUCUCAGCUUUCGUGGUCACGUCAUUCCCCUGAUGGAUCAUGAGGGGUUCCAUUCCGAAGCGUUCCAGCGCACGCGAGACCUGCAAAACGAGAAGGCCAAAGCAGCUCCUCGGCCCAACCGCCGGGUCUCGGUAACUUUCGAGACCCGGCCGUUUGGGAUGACACCCUUGAAAGGCGAAGGGAGUCCGACUGCGGGUUAUGUUGUGGACAAGGUGAACCACAAUGACCCAUCGAAGCCCGCGGCUCGACUGGGGGUGAAGCCUGGUUGGAUCGUGGCUUCCGUUGCAGGGGAGGACGUCUCCGAUCGGAGCCCCGACGAAGUGCAGCAGCUUACGAAGCAAGUUGAGCUCCCUGUGACGAUGGAGUUCGAGGUCCCAGUGGUUUCGAACAGAGACCAGAAGGAGGGCGCGGCUCAUGGUGAAAAACGCCGUGGCGGCCAAGCGCAGAGGGACCAGGCUCCACAGGCGCGCUCCGCGCCGGCGCCCAGCCGCGAGUCACGGGAGCGUACGGAGACGCUGCGUCUCCAAGCGCUGCUCAGGAGCCUGGAUGCUGAGGACAAGCUUCCGGCAACAGUCUUUGUCUUCUCCCGGCGACGGGUGGAGGCUUUGGCGGCGGACAUGCCAAAUCUGGAUGUCUGCACCGCUGAAGAGAGAUCGAAGGUGCACACCUUCUUGAAGCAGGCCUUCGAGCGCCUCACAGAGGCAGACCAGCAGCUUCCCCAGGUGAGGCGCGUCGCCGAGCUUGCGGGGCGUGGGGUGGGGAUCCACCAUGGGGGGUUGCUGCCCGUGGUGAAGGAGGCGGUGGAGUUGCUGUUCUCCCGUUCCCUUGUGAAGAUCCUCAUUGCGACCGAGACCUUCGCGAUGGGAGUGAAUAUGCCGGCGCGAAGCGUGAUCUUCACAGCCUGGGUCAAGCACGACGGCGCUCAGCGGCGAGCUUUGCUGCCGUCGGAAUACACCCAGAUGGCCGGAAGGGCCGGCAGAAGAGGCUUAGACUCCGAGGGCCACGUCUUCCUGCUUUGUGGCGACGAAGUGCCCGACCAGAAACAGAUCACUCGCAUGAUGACCAGCAAGGCAGAGCCACUGGCGUCACGCUUUCGGGUGACCUUCGCGAUGAUCCUGCAGAUGAAGCGCUUCUCGCAAAGCGGGGUGCAGGUCGAGGACCUCCUGGGACAGUCCUUCCUGGAGAAUGCCCGGGCGCGGCGCAGGCCGGAGGCGCGAAGGCACCUCAAGGACCGCAUGCAGCAGCUGGAGGCCCUUCCGGCCGUGCAAUGCAUCCUCGGUGAGCCAGACAUCGAGGACUACGCGGCCUGGGAAGACGAAGCGAGAAGCUUGGGCAUUCUGUUGCACCGGCGACUCUAUGAGUCGAAAUCUCGAGACCGCAUCUUCUGCCCAGGGCGACUCCUCCGCGUCUUCAAGGCCGACCACUUCGCCUCCACCGACGCGGUGGUGCUGGAGCUCCUGGGCCAGCGCUGCCUUCGCGUGGCCGUGCUCCUGCCGCUGGAGACGAGUGCCCUCUCUGGGCGGUCCGUGAAGCUGGAGGAGUCCUGGAUGCUUCAGGCAGAGCAACUACCGCUCGAGGCGGUGCUGCAGAUCUUCGAGGCCUGCGUCGACCCCCAGAGCAGCAAAGAGGCCUUCAGCUCCGCCGCGGCCAGCGAGGCCGAUGAUGGAGCGGCAAAGGCGGCGGCCCUCCGCGUGGGCCACGAGCUUCUGGCAUGGCAGCAGCAAGGGCUGCAGCCCUUGGCCAUGAACAAGACGCUGAAGCAGGUGGAGGUGGAGUUCUACGACACGCUGCUGCGCCAGCGCGGGCUCCAGCGGAAGCAAGAGAACUCCAAGUGCCAUGACUGUGCCCUGAAGCACCAGCACUACGAGCAGCUGGGUGCACGAAGGUCUCUGGCAGCAGACAUCGAGGACCUGGACCGCGAGCUGGGGGCCGAAUCCCUGGGACUCCUGCCGCAGCUAAGGGCCAAGGAGCAGGUUCUGCGCGACCUUGAGUGCUUGCAAGAGAACGGCCUUAUCUCCUUCAAAGGACAGGCUGCAGCCGAAGUGCUCUCAGGCGAUGAGAUCACCGUUGCAGAGGUGGUGUUCCACAACAUCCUGGAAGGCUGCACGCCACAAGAAGUGGCAGCAGCCGUUUCGGCCUUUGUCUUCCCAGACAAAGUGGAAGUGCCCGAGGAUGGACAGAUGGAGGAGUUGCCGGAGAGCUUGGCCACCAUUCGCCAGGCUCUUCUCGACCAGCACAGCAAGGUAGAGAAGCUCCUUGUGAAGCGCCGGGCCCAAUACGACUCCGAGGAGUUUGCUCGCAGCUGCAACGUUGCCCUCAUGGGCACUGCCUACCGGUGGGCCUGUGGGGAAACCUUGGCCACCAUCAUGCAGGAGUCCCCUUUCCAGGAAGGUGCCAUCGUGCGCGCCAUCGUUCGGGCCGAAGAGCUGCUGCGCAAGCUCCAGGAGGUGGCGAAGAUGCUGGGCAGCAGUAGCCUCCAGAACGUGUUUUCGGAGGCCGCCGACCUGAUUCACCGGGACAUUGCUUUUGUCCCUUCCCUGUACAUUAAGCAGGCGUGA
Molecule: messenger RNA, 3273 nt
Organism: Symbiodinium natans
Lineage: Eukaryota; Dinophyceae; Suessiales; Symbiodiniaceae
Source: the annotation of a GenBank genome assembly